AUGAUGAAUAGUCAGGCUCUCUAUCAAAAUGCAUCCAAACUCCUCUGCGUGGUAUCAUCAAAAAAGACCGGACUCAAGAAUGCAUUUUACUCUCUCGAAGGACCCGUAAGAUUUAUUUUGUUGGUUGCAGUUCGCAGAAGUCGAAGGCGCUCUUUGCCUUUGUCUCCCGUUGUCUUUCGGCACAAAAGCAACUUUUAAAAGGUUUGCGCGACACAGGGACUGUCGACGACAAAAUUUUGCGGCACCAGAAGCACACAACAGACCUAACUAGACCUGCAUGCAGCACAUGUAUGUUGACAGUCGUGGCUUUCGACUUGAGUUGCUGCCGAAAACCGUUUGGACAUCGACGGAUCGCCUUACAGAUCCUCAGGAAAAAUACAAAACUCCCGCACGCAGCCUCCUCCCUUCGAAAGUCGAUCAAACGCAUUCUUAAAGAAGGUAUCAAUGAGCGUUUUGUCCACGUAAUGUUUGGUUUUUCUCUACCAGUUUCUGUGAAUACCUUUUCCGAAAGAAGUCUUUAUUUCAAAUUGUUGCAUUAAUGGGCGAACGAUCAUUCUUGUCUCCUGUCUACAGUUGUUUGAAGGCUGCACUGUUUUGGGUCUAGACUUUCGUAACCGUCCCUAUGUUGUUUAAAGUGAUUUCGGAUAGUGUUACCACAUAUAGAGCAAGGAGCGGACCGUGAUAAAAUUGCGAUGACCUUGCUGGGGUUAUACUUAAUUAUUACCUUUACCGGACAUCCAGCAUGUUCGUCUUUCAUUUUGAGAAAUGGCCGAUCGUCUCCUCGUUGUCAUUAAUACUCAAUGACUUGUUAAUGUUGCCCCAGUGAUAUCGCCACUCCUCAUGGUCGCCUAGUGUCGCUUUUAUCGUUGAAAGCACUGAGUAAACUAACUUUCACGCUGUUUUUUUAUACAGCAUUACUUGAGAAUGGCGUAUCAUCUUUGCAAAAUAUCCCAAAACUUAAUGAUAUCUGCUUUUCGGGGCCGUUUACACUUUCUUACAGUUAUUUGUCUUGUCCCUUCUUUCUACUUUGUCUAACCCCGGUAAAACAUCGUUCUGACAUACACAGCGGAAUCUUUUUACAAAAUGUUUUUGUAGAACUCAUGCUUUCUGACGGUUUUAAUCUCGGCGAUUCGGCCCCAGCAGCCUUUUUGUUACGCGACAAGCCCGUUUUUUAAACCAAUCCUCCUUUAGAAACUUCGGCGGAUGAGAAAACUAUGCGCUUGCCUGUCUUCGUACGCAUUAACACGCUCUGUACUACAAUGCAAAAAAUCAUCAAGCGUCUUACAAAGUCUGGUGUAUAUACCCUCGUCGAGUACCCAACAGAAGGAAUCUCUUAUCGGAAGUAACUUCUUUCACCCCUCUAUCCAGGCAAUAUAGGUUUCUGAAGACGGUGAGGCGCCUCAAACCAAACGAAUAUGUUCGAGAUUUCCACUUCCCAGAUCUCUUGCUUGCUUUCGGUACGGGUUCAGAUCUUCACGAUUGCUCCCUGCGGACUUCCAAUAAAGUAAUUAUUCAGGACAAGGUGUGUUUCCGUGUUUUUGUCUAAUUCUGAAAUGAUUAUUCAUUCGAAAGUAACUACCGUCUACUUUGUCUUAUCGUGCCGUCAAUUAAUUACAACCGUAAAUAGAUGCUGAUGUAGAAAAUAGCGUCAGGGUUUCAAAGGCACCUGCGUAACCACUGUUCCCAAAUUUCUUAGCUAAAUGACCCACCGGAAAGUAAGAUAAAGGUUCCAUACUACAAUAUUUGGCAUGUUUUCACCGCCCUUUAUCGUCGUCUACCUGCAUCUAGUGUAGGAGGAUUCCACAGUCACUAUGUGAGCGAGAAGUAUCACUGCCAAAGACUAAGAGUGCUGGUUUGUUUGUCUGCAUUAGCCCGACGUAGGGAAACUAGCGACAUAAUUCUGUCGUUUAACUAUUCGCUGUACUGUUUUAGGCACGAGCAGAAGCCCUGUCGGCCGCGACGGAAAGCGUUCCAAAUCAUGUCUGACUGGCCUGAGGGAGUUUACUUCCUCGUGCUGCAGGAGGGGAAAGGGAGUUGCGGCCACACAGUUCGAAUUUACUCUGAAUGAUGGCCGUAUAAAAUAGGCGUGACCAGACGUAAUUUGACAGGAUUAUCGAAAAAAAUACGUUUUUGUGAGAAUGAUAUGUUUUAUUAUUCGUUCAGAGACUGUUGUAGGAAAGCAUAUUAAAAUCGUCGAGGGAGGAAUUUUCAGGUUCCUUCCUAUUGCGCAUUUUAGGAUGGGAGUUGAAUGCCUUUAACUUUGACCGAAUAACAGCAAAUUUUUUUAGCUCAGAACCCCGUAGCAGCAUGUUUUGUGUGCACACCUUCCCCUCAACAAACGUAAACAGAGUUUUGUUAAUUAUUGAUCGACUUGUACGCAGUCCGCUGUCGUUGUCUCUCCAGAAACCGUUGGCAAUGAUUGGACAGACAUACACUUCUUCAGUAGUUAUUUUAGCUAUGUGAUCAUCAUAAUGAGCGUAAAGCUUGUUGGUGGACAGUUGGCAUGUCGAUGUGCAUUAGUUAAUUCUCGUGUUUACGGGCCAUUCUGCAUGAACCUCCGAAUGUAGAAUCCUUAAUGUGCUUUUAAGCAAGAAAACUUAUUAAGUGCGAUUACAAUACCGCUUACUAUUGGACAUACUGUCGUGUUGCUUCAUACAACGUAGUAUACUGGAGUUCGUUUUAUAAUCUUUUUAAUUGUAUAAGUCUCUUCAGCCGAAUUAUCGCUAUUUGGGUAGCCAGCAUGCCCCAGAAAUUGCCGAUGCUUGUGUACACUUCGGUAUAGUUAAUCAAAAAAGUACAAAAAUAAUGUAUUUUCCUUACGCUCGUUUUUUAUUCCCUGACGUCUUCAUCAAACAUCUUUUUGGGGAACAUUCUGGUCAUUAAAAAUUUCCAGCCGUGAUAAUUCCUGAAAUUUUCGCACUACCAUUCGUACGAUAUAUUACUCUCAGGUUUAUAAUUGCCGCCAUCACAGUGUACCCCGUGGCCUACUGCAGUAUUCUGUAAACAUCAGGAGACAUCUUUUCGAGAUCUAGAAAUACACUCAUCUGUCUAGUGGAAGAUGCAUAACAUACAUAUCGGAAGCUUAUGAAGCAGGUCAGAAUGACGUUACCGACAAGUACAGGGUAGACUGAAAUGACCAUUUCUUGCUUGUCGGCCGUCGUCCACCAGUCAUAGCCAGUCUCAUGGUUUACAACCUCUGGGGUUCGAAGUCGCAUUGUGUUUGUUAGAAGUCCAGCAUCCUUGUCCAGUCGGUUCCGAUCGGGUAUUUUAACAAUGACAGAGGGCGCUUACCGAUCGCGCACAUCCUGUACGACUUCCUGCGUAACUCUAGAUCGAACCUCAAAGCACAACGGAACGAGUGGGUCCCGUAACACAACCAGUGAUUGUCCUCUACGAUACAUGGAUACUGUGCCGAGCUUGUCUGUUCCAACUAGUUAUCUUGCACCCUUUAGAGGUGUCUGGCGAUCCUAACAGAAAUGUCUCGUUUGCAGGCGGGUCCCCUAUAGCUCAGGCGGUGGAGCGCCCGACACAAGAAUUGCUGAGGUGAAUCAGCGAUCAGACUUUGCUCUGGUGACACACGUUUUCUGGAUGGACUAAGGCCUCCAUAUUUCCCAUAUUCCGCAACUGAGCAUGCCCGAACUGCCUAAAUUAGCGGGCUGUGCUAAGCGUGUCUGUUGAGAGUAUCCAACUCUACUGGUUGAAUAAGCGCUGGAGUCGGAUCUGAAAAGCCAUGGAGAAGGGAAUGUGAACUGAUUUGCACUACCCCCGGGUCGGCGUUUUAACUCCUUGCGUUGCCCCAUUGGCGUAGUCUGCCCGGAAGGAUUUUAUUACUCUUAACCGGCCUCUGCCCUUAUAGGCCAGUUGCAUUCCGGCCAUGGUGCUCCUCUCCUCUCCGUGCCUUCGCAAGGCACAUCGGGUUACUGUGUUAGACGCCUGUGCUGCGCCCGGCAACAAGACCACUCUGCUCAUCGCCGGUUUGUCCUCUCGGCAGUCCAGUAAAGUUAUUGCCCUCGACAGAGACACAAAGCGGUAAGACUUUAUUUUUUAUUUCAAAAUAGCUUCCAGUAAUCGGUCCACAUAAGCGCUUUCAUUAAGCGGGGAUUUUUUCUUCGCUGCUAAGAUGAGGUACUUGAUUCAUGACUUACUCGAGGUCGUAGUUCUGCUCAGACCGCUAAGAAACUCAGAGGUGCUUCCUGAUCACGUGCACUCGUUGACGACACGAAACUUCGUUCUAAUUAGUUGUCUUGUGGCCAAUUACGCCUCGCCGAAGGUCUACACUUGGAAGAGCGACAAUUUUAUGCAUACACAACGUUAUAUUCCCUUUUGACUGCAUAUCCUUCUUAGUGUCACAAGUGCUGAAGUAGCUUGGUGUCAGAUUGCAUGCCCUAGAGGCAAAACCAAUAAGUUCCUGGAUACUAGACUCCAGGGAUACACACCCCUUAAAAGUUGGCAUUAUUACGCAUAUGCUUUGCUCAAUAUAUUCACAACCUUACACCAUUAACUUUCAAAUGUGGUGAGCUUCAUUUAACCGGCUCCUACUGGCUAAACAUGUCUGGGCCGACUAAACUGCUAGCCCAAUUAUCCGAAGUUAGUGUGGAGAACCAUUGGGUAGGGACUUUCUCAGCGUUUGUCGUUUUCACUUUGGAGAUGUUGUCUGACUUCCUUUGGGCGGUACUCAUUUACCUCAUAGUUCUUGCUGUCUCAUCACACGGGCAAUCAUAGACUCGGGCAUUUUAGUCUUUUUUGAAAAUUUACGAUAGCCAUUGUUGGGCCGUUGGCCCACCAUCUGGUCCAGUAGGGUAUUUUUUGCUAGCCGUUGUCAGUUUCUUCCGUAGUAUCUCGUCUGUCAUAACAUCAGUUUCAGGUGGGGGAAGGGGGAGUGCGGGAGAUGCUGCACAAGUCUGCCAUCAUUGUGAUCCAGUUCACGUGCAAGUCAUCAUCCAUGCCCCCACGCUGGACAUUGUCGCAAUCGACGGUCGGACUGUCAUGUCGACUUCCCUCAAGGGCGGUAUAAAUUCCUAAACCGCUCUACACCAGUCCUGGGCAAUAUGAUCAAAUUUGUUUCAGCAUCACAAAUAAUUGAAAAGUGUGGGCUACUUAAGUAGUGUUUUGAUCUCUCAGAACGAUUCAUACAAGCGGCUUGCAAGACCGUCAACCAAAUGCCAGCAUGCCACAGAUCACCUGCCAAAGAUCACCUGAGACUAUGUCUCCUCUCAACUAACAUCGUGACCCCAAUUAACUUGACGGUGUUCAGUAGUGUUUCGCGAAUUCCGACGCCUACUGUAGCUUUAGGAAGCUUUCACAAGCCAAGGACUUCAGAUUUGUCAGGACUAUUGAAGAGGCCAUAAAUCUACCUCCGUUUCGAUCUGGCUGUCUUCGUACUUGAGCGCACGAGUUUCUUCUGCCUUUGGCACCAUGUGUCCUCCCAACUAUCAUCGUGACCCCAAUUAACUGGACGGUUGUAGCGGCUAAGCGGUGAUGGUGUACGCUCAGUACUCCACAACUUCAGGCCAUAUCGCAGGUUGCUAGAAGCAGGACGCCAUUUGGUUAGGACACGUUAUUCUGUACAGAAUAAUGAAGGGGAAAGUUGGCAACCGGACGAGGAUGCGUCCGGCGCUGCGGAGGCGGCGUCCGCGAGAGCGACGAGCCCUGUGUCACCGAAGAUCGCCGCUGCAAAAGUGAUGUGGCCUUCUUGCCUCUGUGCUGUCUGUUCCAAAUCACGUCCGCAAAGGCGGCGUCCCGUGUGUGCACUCGUAACCAAUCAGCGAAAGAGAUCGCACUGAUUGGCUCCGAGCCCACGCGAAGGUAGUGACAGGCCUCGCGUGGUGCAGGCAGAGAAUCGCAAUGAGACAAAUCGAAGCCGGGCAGACGUGCGUGCCAUAGCAGGCUGUCGCCAGGACGUAGGUGCAGGCGCUAGCGAGAGGCGCGACGUAGCCAUUAUGGCUGUCCACUACACGGUUUUCAGCAGUGUUUCAGGAAUUCCGACGCCUACCGUAGCUUUACGAAGCUUUAAUAAGCCAAGGACUUCAGAUUUCUGAGGACUAUUGAAGAGGCCCUAAAUCUACCUCUGUCUUGACUUGGCCGUCUUAUUUUGAACGGGCUAUUUAUGAAUAACGUUAGUACCUGAGCGUAUGAGCUCCUUCUCCUUUUCCCUCAACAAGGUUCCAACACCUCUGCAGCAAUCUUCGGUCCUGUGCCGAACUAGGAGGUCACUCACUGUCUGUUAACGGAGCCAGUGUGUUGGAAGGCGUCGCCUCCGAAAAAAACCAGCUCUGUGAUAUUGACGCCCGCUGUGUGGACUUCCUCAGUCUCGAUCCUCAGGACCCCGCUUUCGCGGACCUGACAGCCAUCCUGUUGGACCCCUCUUGCACCAGUUCCGGUCUCCACUCGCGUCGCCCCGAACUGGCCCAAGAGGGCCCUCCACCAAAGGAGCGGAUAACUCGACUGUCCAAUCUACAGUCUAAGCUCCUGCGGCACGCGCUCUCCUUUCCCUCCGUGCAGCUGGUUGUCUAUUCAACUUGUUCAGUCUACGAAGAGGUAGAGUUCAACCCCCUCGACAGGCGACCUUCCUUAUCGCGCAGCCAGUUAACCUUCCAGCGGUAACAGAGUACUGAAUUACCACUUCCGAGUUUUGGCGGACUGUAUCGAGUCAGGUUUUCGGUUGGCGUCCCCUUCGUCGCAUUUAGUUAAACGAAGCAGCAUUAAACUCCUAGGCAAACCCUACCGCACAGGCCUUCUGCAAUGGAUGGUCGAAGAUGGCCCUUCGAUUUAUUUGCAACCACUGCAGACAGUCUCAUUUGGACAGGCUUAUUUACGCCCCACUGAAAGGAUAACAGAUAAAAGCGCCUAGUUUUAUUCCUCUUCCUGGCAAGGACUGAAUAUGUAGCCUCACUGAGAAAAUGGAGCAAAAUGACUUUCGAUGAUACAGGAAGAAUGUUAGUGGGGUUUUAUGAGUGGGGUGGAUGGAGAAGGUGCUUAAGUAAGUCUGCGGAAGGCAUUGGAAAUACUCGUAUUUCUGUCAUAUGUUUGUUUUAUUGCCCUAACGAGGUGCCGGUACAGACCACACAGCUUGAAAGCUACGUAUUAAAGGCGCGUAAACGGGUUGAAAGCAGGUAAUUUGUGGUGGUUGGUUAUUGGUAGCCGGAUUGGGUAAGGCACGAUCCUAUUCGUAACCUUACCUGUAAUUAUGGCCCUAACACAACAUGCCUACUUAAGUAAAAUAAGUAGACGUGCUACAGUAAUAAAACUGGGGGUCACAUAUUCAAUCGUUGCCCUCUUUCCUUCACUCGCGAAGCAGAAGUGGUCGAAUGCGCAUUGCGGACAGAUAUUUUUGUCAAUUGACUAACACCUUCGAGGGCUUGCGAAAACUCUGCGAGCUGCACUGCUCUUGGGGAUAACUUUGCAUUUACAUGUUUGGACCUGUCCACUUCCCUGAAGAGCCAGUAGUCACGAGGAGUGCCUUCCUCCAGUCGGAGAUGCAGCUCUAGGAUGCUUUGGCUUUUGCAUCAUCACCAGACAAGCUGACAGACUUAGUAGCCCUAUUCAGCCGAGCUGCUGCAUUCUAUAGUUUAGUGUAGCUAGAUGCUAGCGGGACGAUAUUGUCAGCAUUGAUCAACCGCGUCCUGGUGAAAAUUCGCUAUCUAAAACACGAUUGGCUUUCCCAAGACUCCAGUUAGGGACGUAGUUAAGUGAGAUGGACGACGGGAUUAAGUCUUUUCAAACGCCUGUAAAAGGCCAUUGUGUGCAAGCACUCGUGCAUCGGCUAAGCAACAGUAACAGUUUAUCUUAUGCCCUCUCAACUGUGCUAUUGUUUCCUGCCCUAGGAUGGUCUGUCAGGCUGCUUCCAGUCACUGCUGUUGGAAGGCAGCGGUGAACUGCGCGUUAUUGGGGGUCCCCUUAACGGACACAGAUAACGUUUGAAUCUUCUCAUCCACACACGCACGCAUCCUCUGCCAAUGGCGAGCAUAGGUCUCGACAACAGGACAUCUAGACAGUCGUGCUCGACGACAUCCACUAUGUGCCCCACGGGGCGGAUGCAGCAUCGGCAGUUUGCGCGUACGUUAGCUCAUGGUAGGACAGACUUGCGCAGAGUCUGCUGCGCGCUCUCCUCCUUUGCCCGUUGUCCUGUCGGUUUUCGGUCGGGAAUAUACAAUGGUAAGAGACGCUCAAACAGGGCAACGGGCUCGUGGCCCAGUGGUUAGAGGCGUGGACUUCUAACUAACAGGUCGCGAGUUCGAGCCUCGGGUGUGCCACACUUCGGGGUUGGGUAUGACUGGUUGACGACGGUUAAUAAGCCAGAAAUGGCCAUCCAGGCCUCCCUUGUCUUUGUCGGUAAUACUAUACUGCCUAAAUCAGCAUUAUGCUUUGGCACUCACAGGUCGGAUCAUCUGUCACUUCGCCCUCGUAUCCAUUCCACACACAGGCAGGGGGAUGUAGGCAGAAUGACAUUACCGACAGAGACAAGGGAGACUGGAAUGGCCCUUUCUGACUUAUAAGCCGUCGUCAGCCAGUCAUACCCAAUCCCAAAGUGUAAAACACCCGAGGUUCAAACUCGCGACCUGUUAGUAAGAAGUCUACGCCUCUAACCACUGGGCCAUGAGCCCGUUGCCCUGUCGGUUUUCGAUGGGGAAUAUACAAUGGUAGGGGUGCUCACCUAUCGUUCUGACGGAACUCACUCGUUCCGUUGUGCCUUACGGGCCCUCUCUUUCUCUCUCGAGCCCAACCAGCAGCCGCACAGCGGCGCAUGAUAAAGGUAGUAUGUUAUUGCUGACAACGACAAGGGAGACUGGAGGCGUGGACUUCUAACUAACAGGUCGCGAGUUCGAACCUCGGAUGUUCCACACUUCGGGGUUGGGUAUGACAGGCUGACGACGACUAAUAAGCCGGAAAUGGCCAUUUUAGUCUCCCUUGUCUUUGUCGGUAAUGCCAUUCUGCCUAGAUCAUGUGCCGCUGCGCGGCUGCUAAUUGGGCUCAAGAGACAGCCCGCAAGGCACAACGGAACGGAUGAGUUCCGUAAGAACAAUCGGUGAGCGCUCCAUACCACCGUGGAUGGUGUCAAAUCGUCCGUCUACGCGCGCGCCAAACACGGCCUGAUUCCCAAUACGUGCACCAGGACACCGUAAGAACAGCUUGGAUCCCACAUGCGUGGUAAUUCGAAACCCAUCUUUGCACUACUCCUGUGAAAGCUCGUUUGUCGAAAAUGACGAGGACUGCCACUGCGUUCUCUGUUGUAUGAAGUCUGUCUAGGAUAUCUACAAACUCGCGCAUCAGGUAGGAGUCAUGUACUCUUCUCGCACCCACGACAGAUUCCAAACAUGCUCAAGUGGCGGUAGGCAAAGUGGCUGACCGGGCCGAAUCCACCUUUAUCCAUGCCGCAAACUUGGUGAUCGCCAACUUCACACGAACCAGUCUUCAAUAAGGAGAUGUCGGAUCCGACGCCGGUGAAGGUACCACGAAGGCCACACUAGGAAGCAGUCCAUGUAGGCUGGCCCUGAGUAGAGCGGAGUUAUGACGACAGUGGGCGACCUUCGAAGUCACGACGCGUCGUGGCCAGAAUGAGGUUACUCAGAUGUACUCAGAGGACACGCAGCGUUGGCCUCUCAUUGUGUCUCACUAGCAGGACCGAGUCAAGUCUGUGGGAUGUAAAAUCAUACUGUCUGGUUAGUAAUUCACAUUUGUUACUCGUAUACUGUCCCGUACCUCCUAUUCAACUGGCAGACAGCACUCCGACAUCCUUCCAUUUCAAUUCUUUUCGAUAUGAUGUUCGGUCCUUCUCAUACCGACCCGGGGACCUGAUCUGCAUCUCUCUUGUUGCUGUCGCUAACUGCCGUGACUUGGGAAGCUGCCAAGUAGCGUGAGGACGGAGAGGCAGGCUCCUUAGUGCGUCCUCUAUGUCGCUUCCACUGGGUUCAGAUCCCAGGCUUCCACCUUUAUUGUCGUGUGGAAACCUAGUCUAAUGUGUGAGACGCGUAGACGAGUUGUUAGGCCCUGUCAGCCACUGCACGCGCGAUCCGGUCUUCUUAACUCCACCUUGGCACCGGGUGCAGGAGAUUGAAGGGGGGGGGAGAAAGUGCGAUAGAUGCAACGCAAGUCUGCCAUGACUGCACACCUAUUCAAGCGCGGCCACCGCGGCUGCGUCCAGUCUGCUGUGGGGCACGCGACGGACUUACAGUAGGUGGACUAACUUUUGAAAUGUCCGGCCGAAAUUUCGAAAUGCGUUCUCGUUUCGAAAAAAUUAAUCAAGCAUGGUUGUAACAAUAAUCAUCGUCCAGCAUAAUUCUAUGAUGAUCCAGUUACCUCAGGGUGCCUUCUUUCGAAUGAACUGCUUGCGAGAAUUAUACUCUGCAGAAAAUGGCCACUUAAGUAGCAUGCAAUUUUCUCAUUGAUUUUCGAUGCCCUUGAAAAUGCAAUUAUAUUUCAUGGAAAACAUGCAUAAAUGUAUUCAAUCUUUCACUUAUUCGGUAGAAAAUCACAUCCUCUUUCAAUUUUAUACUCGAAGGAGGGACAUAAUUCCGUUUUAAAAAACUUUUCCAAUUCCCAAAUAAUUUUGUACCCGACCUGCUGUUAUUCUUGCAUUCAGGGUUUCAAAACUACAAGCCGUAUAUUUUCCGUGUAUGGAAAACCAUACAUUUCAGUACGGUAUUAAGAGGAGACCAUAUGGGGUUCAUAAAAUUAAGCAGUAGAUUUAAGCAAUAUUGUUAGCUUUACCAGCCGCAUUGGUAAAUUCAGGUACAUGACGUUUUAUGAACGGUCAUUUCACGGUAUCAAAAAAUCUCACGAUUAGAAACUUUUUUGAAACCGAAUUAUACUCUUCCUUCGAGUAUAAAAUUGAAAGAAGACGUUAUUUUUUACCGAACAAAUAAAAGAAUUAACAUUAUUGUGCAUUUUUUCAUCAAAUAUAAUUGAAUUUUCGAGGUCAUUGGAAAUCAGUGAGAAAAUUGAAUGCUACUUAAGUAGUCAUUUUUUACCGAGUAUAGUUCUUGCAUGAAGUCGGAAAUAAUUUCUUUCGAAAGAAGACACCCUGAGGUAACUGGAUCAUUAUAGAAUCGCGCUGGACGGUGAUUAAUUUUACAACCCUACUUAAUUAAUCUUUUCGAAACGAGAACGCAUUUCGAAAUUUCGGCCGACAUUUAGUGAGUUAGUCCACCUACUGUAGUUUGUAACGACGGUCGAACUGUUGGUGCACUGAGGGGCAUCAAACUGAACUGUGGGUAUUUUUUUAAUCCGACACGAACACCACGGAAAAAUUUUCCAAGUGACUUGUUUUGGCAGCACGUAGAGGCACUGGCUAACCGGUCUGGAUGUAUGAAGAUUAUGUCCCAUGCUUGUCAAUUGGCUGUGCACUCUUGAUUGGAAAUUUACAGAUAUCCAUCAACGCUUCCAGUGUUUCAGCGGGCCAUGCAUUCAGCAGCCGUUGUCUUUAACCAGCCUUCCCACGUCACAACAUCAUUUCACAGCACCGAAGUUUAUGUAGUUGGUUUGCUUUUACGGAAAAACUGGAAAUAGCUAUUUGGUGGGGCCUGGGUUUUACUCAUUAAUUCCCCCAUAGGUUGCUUCUUUUCAUUACGCCAAACAGGUUUACUGCACUUCCGGUCAAAUAACUGUAGCUGGUCUGUUUGAAACCGCAUUUAUACACAUGGUCAACUACGGGGAGAUUGACGAAAAGUCGCCUCCUUGAAGUUUGGCAUUCUUACCGGAAUUUCAUGGUCUGUUGUGAUGUCUACGACGUUGAGUUCAACGAACUGGCGAGAGUUCUUCUGUUUCCUUUGCCUUUUUCUUAACUGACUCCUGUCUCACCCUCUCAGGAGAAUGAGGCCGUUGUUCGUGAGCAGGCUGCCAACUUUUCGGAGGAGUUUCGUCUCCUGAAGAUUUGGCAAGACCAACCGAACCCCGAGCUGACCUCCGACUCUGCACAAGCCUCCGUCAUUCCGCGAGCACCCUGGAAGACCCGAGGCGUCGGCGACGAUAUGUUGUGCUGCGUCCGCGCCAACCCCGAAAAGGACUUGACUGUCGGUUUUUUCGUUGCCUGUUUCAAACGCAGAACCCACAAACCGAAUGUUCCCAUUGCAUGACCCAAGCUGUCUAAUAAAUUCCCGUCACUACCAAUUGAAUGUUUGCACAUUAAUCAAGCCUGCUUAAAUCGUGUUUCAGUAGAACUCAUUUAUAGCGAAGAAUAAUCUGUUCGACCACCCUACUAUGGAUUCGUCCACUGUAGCUACGGCUACGAACGGCGACACCGCAGAUCCCGAGGAUGUUGAAGAGCAUGGAUCCCACGAGAAAACUAACAAAAGGACAAAGUUGGAGAGGUACCUCGACAGAAAAGAGGUAGGCUACGAAGAUUUGUCAGUUUUCUUUCUUGUGAGGAUCGUAAAAGGUUGCGUAAGGCGCAGAAAAUGCGCAAGCAGGAGCGGCGAAAACAGGCUUUGCAGUCCGGCCUCGAGGUCACUCCUCGAUUGCCAAAACCGCAGAUUGUCAGGAUGUCUGAAUCAAGCUGCAAAACGCGCGUCGUACUGGACUGUGCCUAUGAUCACAUGAUGUCUUUCAAGGAUAUCUGCAAGCUCGCCCAUCAGGUAGGAGUUAUGUACUCUUCGCGCCCUGUCGAUUUAUACGCAUGUUGAUACCUUUAACUGCAUCAAUCACUUGUUAUGGCCAGUGGAUCUUCAACAAUCAGACGGUAACAAACGAGGACCCUUAUAUCUAGACGGUUAUUGCCGCCAAGUAGGCCGACCUCUGCCGCUGAAAUCCGAGCGGUAAAGGGUCUCCAAAAGUCCGUAGGUAGAGAAAAAAACGUCAGUUUAAGUCUGCAAAGGUUGUUCUGAUAAUGCUUCUGUAUGCGGGACACAGAACUCAUCCUGGAGCCUUUCUUCAGGGGAGGAGGUCGCGACCUUCUUUUACUGGCUAACAUGUUAAAUUACGCAGGUUGAUUCACCGCGGACUCCCUGGGUAGUGUUAGCUUGCACAUGACUUAACCUCCACCCUACUCUCCUUCCAACCUCCCACAACAUACAGUAAGUGACUGAUCUCAUGAAAUGUUGGCUGAAAUUCUGCAAUGCGUUUUCGAUUAGGAAGGAUAACUUGGGCGCGGUUGUAAUACUUAUUAUCUUGCGGCAUAAUCUUAUAACAUUUCGGACUCGGCAGAAUGUCAGCUUUCAAUCAGCUUUCAUUUCAAUCUCCUGUAGAAGCCGUACUCGGUAAAAAAUGACUACUUACGUAGCAUGCAUUUUUCCCAUUGAUUUUCGAUAGUCUUUCAAAUUCAAAUUUGCCUUAUAGAAACCAUAAACAAAAUAUGCUUUCUUUCAGUCAAUUAAUAGAGAAUCACAUUUUUAUAUUUUAUUCUCAAGAAAGGAGUAUAAUUAGGUUUUAAAAAAGUUUCUAAUUAUGAGAUUUUUAAGACCGCGCGAUGUCCAUUCACAUAGCAUCGUACCUGGCCAUUUACCACUGCUCCUCAUGAAAUAUGCAACAUAAUCCACAUCCAUUGCAAAAUUUUAUGGACUCUGUAUCAUAUCUUUUUAAUGGCAUAAAAAAAUAUAUGCUUUUCUUUACGUGGAACGCAUGCACCUUGUAGACUGAAAUCACUAAGCGCUAAUGCGACGAAUGAUAAGGCUCCAAAUUAUGCGGCAAUUAGAAAACUUUUUGGAAACUUAAUAAUACCCAUUCGUUGAGUGUAAAAUAUAAAUAAGAUGUGAUUCUCUAUUAAUUGACUGAAAGAAGGCAUAUUUUGUUUAUGGCUUCUAUAAGAUAUAUUUGAAUUUGCAAUGCAUGCUACUGUGUGGCGUCCAUAUAUACAGCAUCGUACAUGCUCCUCAUGAGAUGUGCAGCAUAGCCCAAAUCCAUCGCGAACUUUUAUGGACUCUAUGGUAUCUUCUUAAAGGCAUAGAGGAAUAUGUGAUCUUCCUUACGCGGAAAGCAUGCACCUUGUAGACUUAAAUCGCUAAACGCUAAUGCAAUGGCAGAUCGGGCUGAAAAGUAUUCAGGAAUUGGAAAACUUUUUUUAAAACCUAGAUGUACACUUUCUUCGGGUAUUAAGUAUGAACACAAUUCGAUUUUCCACUAAAUUAAUAAAAGAAAGCAUAUUUUGUGCACGUUUUCUAUAAAAUACAUUUGAAUUUAUAAGACCGUCGAAAAUCAAUGUGAAAAAUGCGUGAUACUUAACUAGUCAUUUUUUACCGAGUGUAGUUUUGGCAGGAGGUCGAAAAGAAGUGCAUUCAAGAGCCGACAUCCUGGCGAGUCUGAAAUACUAUGGAAUUAUGUCUCAUGAUAAUCAGUAUUAAAACCCCUUCCUAAUCGAAAACGCAUUUCAGAAUUUCAGCCAACAUUUCAUUAGAUCGGUCACUCACUGUAAUACCCGCAUUUGUGCGUGUCAGCUAUCUGUUCAUAAAGGUGUACGAGGCUGACUUCAAUGCCGAUGUUGAUCCACUGCGGCCUCCCUGGGUGGUGUUACCUUGCACACGACUCACUCACCCACUCUCCUUCCAGCCUCCCACAACAUACAGUGAGUGACCGAUCUCAUGGAAUGUUGACUGAAACUCUGAAGUGCGUUUUCGAUUGGGAAGGAUUACUUAGGUGGGGUUGUAACAAUGAUUAUCUUGCGGCAAGCUCCUAUAAUAUUUCCGACUUGGUAGGAUGUCAGCUUUUGAAUGCACUGCUUUUCAAUCUCCUGUAGAAACCGUACUCGGUAAAAAAUGACUUCUUAAGUAGCAUGCAUUUUCCCCAAUUGAUUUUCGAUUGUCUUGCAAAUUCAAAUAUAUCUUAUAGAAAUCAUAAACAAAAAUAUACUUUCUUUCAGUCAAUUAAUAGAGAAUCACGUCAUCUUUAUAUUUUAUACUCAAGAAAGGAGUAUAAUUAGGUUUUUAAAAAAGUUUCUAAUUAUGAGAUUUUUAAGACCGCACAAUGUCCAUUCACAUAGCAUCGUACCUGGACGUUUACCACUGCUCCUCAUGAAAUGUACAACAUGUUCCGCAUUCAUUGCGAAAUUUCAUGGACUCUGUAUGAUAUCUUUUUAAUGGCAUAGAAAAGUAUGUGAUUUUGCGCGGAACGUAUGCACCUUUUAGACUGAAAUCACUAAACGCUAAUGCAGCGAAUGAUCAGGCUCCAAAUCAUUCGGAGCAGUUUCUACAGGAGGUUGAAAAGCAGUAUAUUCAAAAGCUGACAUUCUGCCGAGUCCGAAAUGUUAUAAGAUUAUGCCGCAAGAUAAUAAGUAUUGCAACGCACCCAAGUAAUCCUUCUUAAUCGAAAACGCAUUUCAAAAUUUCAGCCAACAUUCCAUGCGAUCGGUCACUCACUGUAGUACCCGCAUUUGUGCGUGUCAGCUAUCUGCUCAUAAAGGUGUACGAGGCUGACUUCAAUAUGGCGGAUCACGCCUCGGCGACAGAUGCCAUCAAGCAGCAGCAGCCGUUGCGGCCUCGUCCUUAUCUUCAUCGCAAGGGAGGGUCUCAUCAGAGCAACGAUUUCCUGCCUUUAGUAAUAAGUUUAGGACGCGUUAUUGUGAGGAAGUGGGUGCUGGAUCGACUAAACUGGUACUCGUUGGCGCGGUAGUGAAUUUUCCAGACACGACGAUCUGACCAGCUGGCGUAGUCCAAGUCUAACCAACUGACUGACGUGACUUGCUACCUCUAAAUGACGCAUGCUAGACUUCUGUCAUAUCCCCUGGUUUGGUCCAACCGUGGCAGUCAAGGAUGUAGGCUCAACUGUGAUCGCACACAAUAAUUUCAUUCAAGGAGCUAUGAAAACAGGUUUAUUCUGUACACAGGGAAGAUUGCCGUGAGUUGGCUGUCUGCUUGCGUGUCAGAGCAAAGCCCCCAUUCGGAAGGGCACCAAUCGCGGUGUGGAGUGGUGUUCACGUUAGUCGGACAUGUACGCACCGGCAUGAAGAAGUGAACAGCUGAGUGUUGAUCAGCUAAUUGCUUGCUAUAUGGGCUGAAUGUAGGGCGCAUAUUCGGGAGUGACGAAAAAUCAAGGAGGAUACGCCAUUAUAAAAAGUUGGGCGAUUGCGCGGUUGCCUCACAACCAAACAGCGAGUUUUAUAUUGGAGACUCAGGAAUCUCCCAGGUUAUCCUUCUAACAUCUAAACACUUAUCUUCUUACCAUCCCGAUUCCCGCACAGAUCUCAAACUGUUACUCCAUUAAUCGACAUCUGCCCUCCCCUGUCCAACUCUACGUCACUGGACUCGGCUCCGCCUUUAGGGAGAGUUCAACGCCUUCGCCGAUCACCGAGCAGUGCCAGCCGAAUGUCCCUGAGGCUGCGUCUUCAAGGAGCACUUCGGAGCAGGCCGCCGGUUGCGUCACGACGCGUCCCCCGGCCUCGAAGAGUACCCUAUCUCGACUGAACCUGGUCAGCGCAGAGAACUGGGACCUCUUCCUGAAAAUGGUACUUUGACCGUGCCAGUCUUUUCGGCCGCCUUCAGAUCUACCAAGUUGCUUCUAUCCUGUUACUCGUUUUCGUUCUCCUUCCCCGUUCCUUGUAGGAAGAUUUCACCGAGCUUUUCCCAGCAACUUCAAUCGUCUACCUCUGCGCCGAAGCUGACGAUGAGCUUCCGGACGAGUUUAUUUCCCCUGGAGUGAACAGUGGCGGUGAGGAAGGACCAAAAUUUACCUCCGACGAUGUUUACGUUAUUGGCGGUCUGGUGGAUCAUAAUUCUCAUGUAGGAUUCUGCCACCGUCAGGUAUUACUUUUAUAAAAUUUGCUACUUGUGCAUAAUUAGUAAACGUGUUUGGCGAGUUAAAAUAAUCGGCUUCCUGUUUAGGCCUCUGAGCGCGGCCAUCGGACAGCUCGUUUACCUCUUGACCGUACCGGAAUCGUUCUCUCCGGGCGCAAGGUUCUCAGCCUUAUGCAUGUUUUCCAGGCACUUGCGGGCGUCCUGGGCGGCGGUUUAGACUGGACCACAAGCCUCAACGCUGCUCUACCUUCUCGCAAGUGCGCCACUUCCACAAUGACGCCUGCGCCAUUCUACGCUGCAACCCUCAAACACUCUUCCUCAUACUCAAAUAUUUCUCAUCCUGAUAAUUUCUGUUCGCCUUUGUCAAACGAGCCCACAUGA
Molecule: messenger RNA, 17036 nt
Organism: Spirometra erinaceieuropaei
Lineage: Eukaryota; Metazoa; Platyhelminthes; Cestoda; Diphyllobothriidea; Diphyllobothriidae
Source: the annotation of a GenBank genome assembly